This is a messenger RNA of Peromyscus eremicus (cactus mouse), 4878 nucleotides long. RefSeq names its product UBX domain protein 2A (gene Ubxn2a). Lineage: Eukaryota; Metazoa; Chordata; Mammalia; Rodentia; Cricetidae. The coding region runs from base 215 to 991 and encodes 258 amino acids. The record is from RefSeq and is a predicted model, not a curated record. The transcript has 7 exons. Gene Ontology annotation, cellular component: cytosol; nucleus. Gene Ontology annotation, molecular function: ubiquitin binding. Gene Ontology annotation, biological process: membrane fusion; nuclear membrane reassembly; proteasome-mediated ubiquitin-dependent protein catabolic process.
GCGCGCUCCCGCCCCCGGGCGCGCGCUCCCGGGGCGCGUGCGGCGGACGGGAGGGAGGAGGACCGUAUCUCCGCGCUGGUCCCCAAAGAGGGUGUCUCCGGGCGUCCCUGGCCUGAGCGGCUCCCGCCGGGCGGCGGCGGCGGCGGCGACGCUUGCGGACCCUCGGGGACCCAGGACGAGGCCGCGGGACCGCGCCCCGAGUAGCAGAAAGAGAAUGAAAGAAGUAGAUAAUCUUGACAGUAUAAAAGAAGACUGGGUUUGUGAAACAGGACCUCCUGACAAUCAGCCCCUCAAUGAUAAUCAGCAAAGGAACUGUGACUAUUUUGUUGACAGCCUUUUUGAGGAAGCAGAGAAGGUUGGUGCCAAAUGCUUGUCCCCCACUGAACAGAAGAAACAGGUAGAUGUAAAUAUAAAAUUGUGGAAAAAUGGAUUCACAGUCAAUGAUGACUUUAGAAGUUACUCUGACGGUGCAAGUCAGCAGUUUCUGAACUCCAUCAAAAAGGGGGAAUUACCUUCAGAAUUACGGGGAAUUUUUGAUAAAGAAGAGGUGGAUGUUAAAGUUGAAGAUAAAAAAAAUGAAGUAUGUAUGUCUACAAAGCCCGUGUUCCAGCCCUUCUCAGGACAGGGUCACAGACUAGGAAGUGCUACACCAAAAAUCGUUUCUAAAGCAAAGAGUAUCGAAGUUGAAAAUAAAAGUGCUCUGUCUGCUGUUUCACUGAACACCUUGGAGCCCAUCACCAGGAUCCAGAUCUGGUUGGCCAACGGGGAAAGGACUGUCCAAAGAUUUAAUGUUUCUCAUAGGGUGAGCCACAUCAAAGACUUCAUUGAAAAAUACCAAGGAUCUCAGAGAAGCCCCCCCUUUGCCCUGGCAACGGCUCUUCCUUUUCUCAGACUUCUGGAUGAGACGCUGACAUUGGAAGAAGCAGAAUUACAGAAUGCUGUAAUCAUUCAGAGACUCCAGCAAACCGCGGAGCCUUUUAGAAAACUCUGAUAGUUUUGAGUUUUGAGAGACUGAGAGAAGUGAUGGUUGGAAGUGGACAUGCAGAAGUGGGAGACAGAAGUCAGUUUGCUUGAGCUUGUGGUUUGGGUGCUACUUAAUUCCUUAGGAGGGUGUUUAAAUAAUCACAAGUUAGGAGAGCAAUGUAUGGCCGGAAACCACAGUUAAUGUGUAUCUUCAAAUACCAGUUAACCAACAUGAUAUAUUAAAUAGCUAUAUAAUUAAUCUUCAUGUGGUCUAAAUUAGCAGAGUAUUAGCAUUGAAACAUUAUUUCCAAAUAGCAGAUAUUAAUAUAAAUGUUAGCUCUCUCAGUUUUUAAAUAGCAAUACAUUAAAUAUUGUACAUGACAUGUUAAAAGCAUCAAUGUUAUUAUUGUAUUGCCUAUACCUAACCCUCACAGCUUCUCAGUUUUCACUCUGUGAUGGCAAGAGAUAUUCAAGUAUUAAUUUAGCAAGAGUAUCUAAGAUGUAUAAUCUUUUAGGAAUAAAAUUGUGUAGCUUAGUACAAUGUUAGUAUUAAUGUUCCUACACACUUUUCUAUACCUUCAAUAUGUAAUUUUAUGGGCUGAGGUAGAUGGGUUCAAUGGUAGAGUAUUUGCCAAGCAUAUAUGAGACCCCAGGUUCAAUCAAUCCCCAGCAAAUUAAAAAAAAAAAAAACUUUAAAUAUGAAAUGUAAAAGCACUCACAAAAAUUCUCCAAGAACCACAGUUGAUUCUCUUCCUACUUUCUCCCCAAAAACUAGGAAUUAAUUUUUAGCUAACAUUUGUAAUUAGCCAUUCGUUUGCACCACUCAACUAAAAUCUACUUUAUCAUAUUACAAAUUUGUGAAUGUUUCUUAAAUUCACAAAAAGUACACAUUUUCUACUUCAUAUCACAGUAAACCUGUGUAGACAUUCUAGGAAAACAUGCUUAGUGUAUUAUACUUUUAACUGAAAACCAAUUAUGUUUCAGUUUUCAGAUUAAAUCCCCGUGUUUGGAAAUAAGUUAAAUGAACUAUUUUGCAUAUGAUCUAUUGAAUUAAACUUUAAGUAAUUAAAAUAUAAAUAAAAAUUAAUAAAAACAAAAGUGAAGUAUACAUUGUAGCAAGGAUUAAGUGGCCUAUACCAGCAACAGUAUCCAUAGGGUGCUGGAUGUAUGCUAUAAACCUUUUAUGUGAGUGAACUAUUUUGCAAAUGGUCUAUUGAAUUAAACUUUAAGUAAUUAAAAUAUAAAUAAAAAUUACUAAAAACAAAAGUGAAGUAUACAUUGUAGCAAGGAUUAAGUGGCCUAUACCAGCAACAGUAUCCAUAGGGUGCUGGAUGUAUGCUAUAAACCUUUUAUGUGAGUGAACUAUUUUGCAAAUGGUCUAUUGAAUUAAACUUUAAGUAAUUAAAAUAUAAAUAAAAAUUACUAAAAACAAAAGUGAAGUAUACAUUGUAGCAAGGAUUAAGUGGCCUAUACCAGCAACAGUAUCCAUAGGGUGCUGGAUGUAUGCUAUAAACCUUUUAUGUGAGUUAUAUGUAUAAUAGUAUUAAAAACUCAAAGUUUGGCCAGGUGAUGGUGUAUACCUUUAGUCCCAGCACUCUGGAGGCAGACACUGGCAGAUCUGAGUUCGAGGCCAGCCUGGUCUACAGAGUGAGUUCCAGGACAGCCAGGGCUAUAUAGAGAAACCCUGUGGGGGGUGUGGGGGGGAACCUCAGAGUUUUCAGAUAUUUAUUCCUUUAAAAAUAAUAACUUCCAAGCUGCCCACAGUGGUGCAUGCCCUGUAGCUGUCACUCACACCCUCACACCAAACUGAGAGGGGAGGGUCACUUGAGCCCAGGAAUUCAGAUCAGCCUAAGUAACAUAGCAAAGUCCUGUCUCUAUAAUAACAACUUUCAAUCCUGGAGGGAUUGCUCAGCAGUUAAGAGCACUGGCUGCUUUUGCUGUGGACCCAGGUUCAAUUCCCAGCACCCACAUGGCAACUCACAAUCACUUGUAACUCCUGAUUAGAGGCAUCCAGCUCCCUCUCCUGACCUCUGUGGGUACUGCACUCAAGUGAUACAUGGCAGGAAAAACAUAUACACGUUAAUUUUUUUAAAGAUUUAAAUAAUUUCCAAAGCAUGAAAGAAUUUCUUGAGAAAAGUGACACUGUAUUUUUUCCCAAAAGUUUGUCUGACAGUGAAUAUAAAUGAUUCUCACCUGUUCCUGUAUUCACUAUGUUGUAGUAUCACUCACUUAAUAGCCUCUAGAAGACAGCCCUUUUCAUUGGUGAGAGUGAAAAAGAAACGUAACACUACAUGACUAAGAGAGACAUUCUGACAGAGGGUCAUUUGGGAGUCCUUUCCAGGGCCAAUACCUGGCCAAACAUGGUAGCCCACAUCUGUGAUCAUAGCACUUGGGAGGCUGAGGCAGAAGGAUUACCAUGAGGUCAAGGGCAGCUUGGGCUGCAGAAUGAGACUGUCUUAAAUAAACAAAGUCCAUUCCUGCUACCUUCCACAAACAUGAUUCACUGUGUCUGACAUGGUGCCAGCUCCAUCUGGAAUCUCGAGUGAUUCGUAGGUAGUUAGUGUAACGAUGCAGGAGUUCUGAGUCCUGUGGAAAUCCACGCUGUGUGCUUCAGCACAGACAGUGAACCACUCCGCCGAAAUGCAGCUUCUGCACCACACUUAGCUAAAUUUACUCAGGCUGUUCUCUUUAAGCUGAACCAUUCAUGAUGUAACCUGUGCCUUGCCUCCCAGCCACAGAUGAGGCAGGACUGCAAAGUGUGAAUGAGGUUUUAACUAAGGCUCAGGAAUGCCAAGAGGGAACCCGUGUGCAUAACUGGAUGUCCUGGAUCAGCCCUUUCUUUUGUAGUCCUAUUUUAAAGACGCUCUCUUCCCUAGCUCCAGCCUUCCACAUGCCACACCUGUUUUUUGGGUGGGUGGUGUGGAAUAGAGGAUGAAGGAGAGCAUUUUCAUUUUGCCCUUAACCUAGGAAUUCAGCAGGUACCUAAUAGAAAACUAUUUAUUGUCAAUAAUGUUUACAUAGCAAUAUCAGAGCCCUCUUUAGCAAACAGAAAUAAUUACGUUCUUAACAAAAAAAAAGAGGAUAGUAAAAUCGAUAACUUUAUCUUUCAGAUAUAGGCAAAAACUUCUGAUUGUUAAUAUGGUCAGGAAUCUCUAAGGAAAUGUUUCAUAUAGGUCUAUCAUGAAACCUUUCUAUAUGCAUAGUUGUAAUUUAUGAAAGGCCUCUCACAAGAAUGUUUCUCAUGUAUCUACCAAAAAAGAAAAAAAAAAAAAGCCUCCUUUGUGGAUUUUCCAGUUCCUCAUUAACCAGAAGCUACAGGGGGUUUCUUGUGUAUCUUGUAGAGUACAUGCCAGUGGGAGGUUCCAAUAGGAAGAACAGUCAUCAGCAAUAACUUGUGUUUUUUUUAACUGUGAAAAUGUUAGUGUAAAUCAUGUUCUUGAUGAUAAUCAUCUGAUAAAGCUGUUUACUUGAAAAUUCAGAAGUUAUGAAGUUGCUAGACUCCUUACUACAGGUUGACUUUGGAAGCAUAAAUGGCCAAGGGAAGCAAAACCUGAAAUGAAUGAACAUCUUAGGAAUGGAAUGCAAUCUGACCCAAGUCAUUGCUUCAAAUCUGUCACUAGUCCUUUAUCUUGUGGAUAAGAUGGACAUACAGAAGUACAUGUCUGAUUUAUACAUCCAAAUCUGCUAGCUAGAUUAAUAUGCAUUCAAAACUAAAAUAAUCUUACUUUAUGAGUCAGUGCGCGUCAUGAUGUUUCCAUACAUUGACAAUGCAGUAUGUGUGUAUUUAUUUUAGUGCCUUAAUAUAUUUUUGAUGUGGUAUUUUGCUAAUGGUUAAAUGAACUGUUCUCUUAAAACGCUGUUCAUUGAAAGGGUUUGUUAAAUGAUUUACACUUGUUAUAAAAUAGUACAUGUGAA